This is a messenger RNA of Lasiodiplodia theobromae, 3285 nucleotides long. RefSeq names its product Nuclear pore protein. The transcript has 4 exons. Gene Ontology annotation, biological process: protein import into nucleus; poly(A)+ mRNA export from nucleus. Gene Ontology annotation, molecular function: structural constituent of nuclear pore. Gene Ontology annotation, cellular component: nuclear pore. Lineage: Eukaryota; Fungi; Ascomycota; Dothideomycetes; Botryosphaeriales; Botryosphaeriaceae. Bases 1 to 3285 code for a protein of 1094 amino acids. The record is from RefSeq and is a predicted model, not a curated record.
AUGUCGUCGCUCUUCGGAUCCGGCUUCGGCCAAAACACCCAAGCCAACAAGCCCGCUGGCGGCGGCCUGUUUGGCAACCUUGGAGGAGGAGCUACCAGCUCAGCCGCCGGACAAACAAGCGGAGGCCUGUUUGGCGGCGCGGCCGCCGCCACGUCGCAGCCGCAGCCGGGCCCAAGUCUCUUCGGAAACGCUGGCGCUGCGAAGACCACUGCGCCGGCAUCUGGGGGCCUCUUUGGAUCUACUCUCGCCGGCGCCCAACCCCAGCAGCCGCAAAACACAGGCGGAGGCCUGUUUGGUGGGCUCGGUACCUCCACCGCGCAGCCAGCACAGCAACAGCAGCCGCAGCAGCCUAACCCGCAAGGCCAGCCGCAGCAGCAGCCAAAUUCGCUUUCGCAGUCUCAGGCUGCCACGGGCCAGACCGCGUACUUCGACCACCUUCUCGAGCGCAGCAGGAAGAGAGCGGCGCAGGAGAAUGGAACCUCGGCCUUUGGCGACCUUCCCAGCUUGCAGCUCGGACUCGGCGACAUUGCGAGGAAGGUUAGGAACCUUGGUCAGGGUGGUCCUUCUGCGCCGCUAGCGCGCGACAGCAAGGCUCACUACCUCCUCGCCGCCUCCGGCGUCAACACAAGCUCCGCCCUGAAAGAUCUCAACCAAUUCAGUGUGCAAGCCGGCGUCAACGCGCAGGCCGCCGUUCCCAGCUCUGUCGAUGUCGACAUCGACGCUUACAUCUCGAAUCUCCAUUCUCAAUCCACUCUGGCAAUGAUUGCGGAAGGCCUGGAGCAGUCCAAGAAAGACUUUGAUAACUUCCUCGAGGACAACAUUCAAAUGGAGUGGGAUGCGCAGCGCAAGCGAAUCUACGAGCACUUCGGUCUUGGUCGUCAAGUGGAGAACCUAGAGGCAAGCGUGAGCGCUAUCGGUGCUCCGGUGGAACGGGGAGCUUUCGGCCGCUCGAAGCGCAAGGGUCGUGGCUUUGGUGCUUCUGCUAGUGUUGCAGGCGUGACCUUUAGUGCUUCAGUCAUGAACAAGUCCGUCAUUGGCGCGCCUUCAGCUGUUGGAGGCGGACGCGCGAAUGGCUUCGCAGAUAGCAAUGGCCCCAGCUCUGCAACCCCCGUCCCUGAGAGUCGCUUCAUGAGGGACAAGCAGGAGAAGUACGCGGCAAAAGUCAAGGAUCUGAAUAUCUCGCGCUUGGAAGAACGGCCAUACCCAGUCAUGACUGAGUUUGCUGAGAUCGAGAAGCUGGCGCCCACUGACAACUCGAACCGUCUGAUAGAUUCUUACAAUGCCCUUGUCGAGAUCAUUGGAGAGAGGUUGCCCGACGACUCUACCAGAGAUCCCCCGCCAAGGGAACGCCAAUUUGCUCAAGACUACUUGGACGAGACGCCGUCUUCUGGAAGAAGCAUCGCAAUGCGCAAGCGCAUCCUGGAUGGCGCCCGGAGGUUUCUGGAAAAGAAGUUCUUGGCCGACAUUAAGGAAAUGAACGCGAAGAACCCCACAGAGUCCAUGGUUGGAGGCGAGCCGACCCAAAUCAGCCAAGUCCGCGGCUUCAUCAGAUUACUCGUGGCCAGGAAAGAGCUUGCAGCAGACAGCAUCGAACUUCAGAGUGUUGGUGAGGACUUCUGCUGGGCUCUCAUCUUCUACUUGCUUCGUGCAGGCCUCCUGAGGGAAGCUCUUGACUAUGUUGCCGAGAAUGAGCGUGCAAUCCGGAGCCUGGACCGCAACUUUCCCUCGUACCUUGCCGCUUUUGUAAACAGCGACGACAGGAGGCUGCCUCCGGAGCUACAGACCCGCAUCAACGCUGAGUACCAGAACCGCAUGCGCCUUGCUCCCGAAAACUCUUUGGACCCCUACCGCAUGGCGUGCUACAAGGUCGUCGGGCGUUGCGAGCUCAGCCGAACUACUCUUGAAGGAAUCAGCAAGGGCAUGGAAGACUGGGCGUGGUUGCAGUUCAGUUUGGCCAGGGAAGUCAACCGCGCUGAGGAGGCUGCCGGCGAGACGUUUGCUCUCGACAACAUCAGGAGCACCGUUGCGGACAUCGCCCAGAGGCAUUUCCAAGGCUCGGAUGCCAAUGCCCAGUACGGUGUGUGCUUCUUGUUACACAUGCUCGCGGGCAUGUUCGAGGAGGGUGUCAACUUCCUCUACCAGCAGAGCUACACCACGGCGGUGCACUUUGCAAUCGGCCUGUCUUACUAUGGUCUGUUGAGGGUUGCCGACUUCUUCACGGCUGGAAACGAUAUCAUGUCCUUCUCCACUCGAUCGAAGCCUCAGAUCAACUUCUGCCGCAUCAUCGGUCACUACACGCGGGAUUUCCGUGCAGCGAAAGCCGAAGCCGCGGCUGACUACCUCGUCCUCCUUAACCUCAACUCCGACCUCGAUGGCCAACUCGGCCAAUCACAAGCAGCAUGCUGCCAUGAAGCUUUACGCGAGCUGGUACUCGAGACCCGCGAGUUCGCCUUGCUCCUUGGUGACAUCCGCUCUGACGGUACUCGCAUCACCGGCGUGAUUGAGUACCGCCUUCGCCUUAUCGGGCUGUCCGAUCAAGAAGAGUUCCUCAAGAACAUUACCCUGCAGGCUGCCGCGGUGGCCGAUGAGGCCGGUCGCACCACUGACGCUGUGCUCCUGUACCACUUGGCCGAGGACUACGACAGUGUGAUCGCGAUCGUCAACCGUGCUCUGUCCGACGCUCUCGCCGUCGACAUUGGCCAGAAGCCACACAGGUUGGAACCUCUAAAGCCACGCGCGGCAGCGAAGCGUCCCGAAGACGAGGCCGUUGGCAGUCUCAGCCUGACGGCAGUCGAUGACCCGGCGCAGCUGGCAAUGAACAUGAACAACCUGUACAGUGCAAACGCGCUCAUGUACAACAAGGUGAAGCAGUCAAACCGCACAGCCUUGACCAUGCUGCUGCAGGUGUCUAUUGCGAAGAACCUUGUCGAGCAGGGUCACUGGGCCGGCGCUUUGGAUGCUAUCCACGAAACCACCCUCCUCCCCACCGGCAAGCAGUCCAACAUGCAGGAGAUUCGUCGGCAUGCGCAGACGUUCAACGGUCUGCCGCCAGUUGUCGCCCGCCUCAUUGGUCACUUGCUCAUGUGGACGAUCAUCUGCUGUGGCCGCCGACGUGAGGAGCUGCGCCAGGCGAGCUUCGAGGCUACAGCUGCCAACAGGAACGUUGUUGAACAGCUCGAGACGACCGCGAGGGACAUGAUGGUAUUUGCAGGUUUGGUCAGGUAUAAGCUGCCGCCGAGGGUAUUUGAGGCAUUGGCGAGGGCAGGGCAGGAGAUUGGUGCCUAA